This is a messenger RNA of Pedinophyceae sp. YPF-701, 3414 nucleotides long. NCBI's taxonomy places the organism in Eukaryota, Viridiplantae, Chlorophyta, Pedinophyceae. The record is from the annotation of a GenBank genome assembly.
AUGAAGGCGUUCCAGCCAGUGCGGCCCGCCUCGCGAGCCGUCCACCCCGCCAGGCGCGGGCGUGCGGGACCGUCCACGCGCGUGCGCGCGGAGCCUGGCCGCACGGGCCGCUCCCCGUCGCGCCCGGGCAAGAGCCGCCAGCCCGGCAGGAAGGCCGAGGGCCUCAAGGCGACGAACAUCAAGCAAGCCGAUGCGCGCACGGAUAACCGCAAGACCGACGCGCGCGCCCGCGCCGCGCCGGGCGAGGAGGAGGAGGGCAUCGACCUCGCCGCCCUGCGCGCGCAAAACUCGGCGCUGCGCGCCAAGCUGAGCCAGACGCUCGACGCGAUGAGCGAGCAACAGAAGCGCGACUUCCUCGAGCGCCACGCGUCCCUCAAGCCCGACAUCGAGGCCGUCUCGGCCCCGCCGGAGCGGGCCACGGAGACCACGCCCGCGAGCUUCCAGGUUGCCGCCGCCGACAUCCUCGGGCAGUCCUCCGUCGACGAGCUCUACGAGGAGGACGAGGAGGACUUCCUGGACGAGGAGGACUUCGAGGAGGAGGAGUUCAUCGAGGAGGAGUUCGAGGAGGUCGCGCCUGAGCCCGUCGCGGCGGCCCCGGCUCCUGCGCCGGCCGAGGUGGAGUUCGAGACGCACAACGCGAAGGAGCUGCUGGCGCCGCGCCAGGACUGGCUGGUGUGCACGGUGCCCGAGAAGCCGGUCGCCGGCGCCCCGCUGCGCGUGUACUUCAACCGCGGGCGCAGCGAGACGCUCCGGAACCGCCCGCGGAUCACCCUGCGCGCGGCGUGCAACAGCUGGGAGGUGGCGUUCGACGACGUGGACCUGAUGCCCGCCGAGAACGUGAGCCGCGACGGCGGCGCCGACUGGUGGGCGGCGAACGUCAAGGUGCCCGAGGAGACGUACGACAUCCAGUGGGUCUUCACGGACGGCGAGGGCGCGUUCGACAACAACUUUGGCAACGACUACCUGUUUGAGGUCGUCGGGGGCGUCACGCAGGAGCAGUGGAUCGAUGGCGCCGCGGAGCGCCUCGCACGGGAGCAGGACGAGCAGCGCAAGGCGGAGGAGGAGGCGGCGAAGCGCGCGGCCGAGGAGGAGGAGCGCAGGAAGAAGGAGGAGGACCUGAACCAGGCGCGCGAGCUCGUCAACCAGCUGCGUGCGCAGCUGGAGGACCUGAAGAAGAACCCCCCCAAGAUGAGCGAGGUGUUCAUGUUCGACACCCCCCUCGUCGCGGGGGAGCCGGCCACGUUCUACUACAACGCGCAGAACCGCCCGCUGCACGGCAAGCCCGACGCGACGCUCCAGCUCGGCUUCAACGGCUGGCAGAACCUGACCAAGAUCCCGCUCAAGAAGGCCGCCGCUCCGCCCAAGGGCGCCCCGGCGUCGGCCACCAAGGACGCGCAGUGGUGGACGUGCGCGGUCAAGGUGCCCAAGGACGCCGCGCUGGCCAACUUCGUGCUCUUCAGCGAGGACAACACCUGGGACAACAACGGCAACAUGGACUUUGUGUCGGCGGUCAAGCCCCCCGCGGAGUUCGCGGACGACACCGAGAAGUGGGUCGAGUCCCUGAUCGAGGAGAACCGCCGGGAGAUCUACACGGCGCGCAAGAACGCGGAGGCCGCGGAGGCGGCGCGCAUGGCCGCGCGCAAGGCGCGUGCGGACGCGGCGCGCGAGAAGGCGCUGGCGGUGAUGCGCCGGCAGCAGCGCCACGUGCUGUACACGAAGCCGGACAAGAUCACCGCGGGCUCGACGGUCGAGCUGUGCUACAACCCGCAGGACACCCCCCUGAGCGGGCGGCAGUCGGUGUGGGUGCGCGGGGGGUACAACAGGUGGACGCACAAGAAGAGCUUUGGGCCGAUCGAGAUGACGCCGCCCAAGGCCGGCGAGUCGCACUUCACCGCGAAGAUCCCGGUCCCGAAGGACGCGUUCAAGAUCGACUUUGUCUUCUCUGAGGACGAGGGCAGCGACUGCCAGUUUGACAACAGGGGCGGCUACGACUACCACCUCCCCGUGGAGGGCUCGGUGCUGCAGGAGCCCGGGCUGCACGUGACGCACAUCGCGGUCGAGAUGGCGCCCGUCGCGAAGGUCGGCGGCCUCGGCGACGUGGUCACCUCGCUGGCGCGCGCCGUCAAGGAGUCGGGGCACCUCGUGGAGAUCGUGCUGCCCAAGUACGCGUUCUUCAACUACUCCCCGCUGCUCCAGAACAUGGAGUACGAGACGGAGUUCGACUGGGGCGGCACGAAGAUCUUUGUGUGCUCGCAGCUGGUCGAGGGCGUGCGCGUGUUCUUCGUGGAGCCGAAGAACGGCAUGUUCGACACCGACACGGUCUACCAGGGCCCCGGUGACGAGGUCCGCUUCGACUUCUUCUCCAAGGCCGCGCUCGAGUUCCUCCUGCAGUCGGGCCGCCAGCCGGACAUCCUUCACUGCCACGACUGGUCGUCGGCGACGGUGGCCAACUCGUACUGGGCGGACUACCACAACUACGGCCUGUGGAAGCCCAACGUGGUCUUCACGAUCCACAACCUCGAGUUCGGGCAGGCCAAGAUCGGCGCCGCGGCCUACGCGUGCCAGCGCUUCACCACGGUGUCGCCGACGUACGCCUUUGAGAUCGGGGGCCACCCGGCGAUCGCGCCCAACGCCGGCAAGUUCAUGGGCAUCCGCAACGGCAUCGACCCCGACAUCUGGGACCCCGAGACGGACCAGUUCCUCCCCCUCGGCUUCACCGCCAACACGUGCGUCGAGGGCAAGGCCGCGGCGCGCAAGGCCCUGCGCGAGCGCCUCGGCAUGACGGACUGGGGCGACAAGCCCAUCGUCGGGUGCAUCUCGCGCCUGACGGCGCAGAAGGGCAUGCACCUCAUCAAGCACGCGGCCUGGCGCACCAAGGAGCGCGGCGGUCAGUUCGUGCUCCUGGGCUCGGCCCCGGACCCGAAGAUCCAGGGCGACUUCAACUCGUGGGCGGACGGCAUGAUGGACGACAACUGCCGCUGCGUGUUCUCGUACGACGAGCCGCUCUCGCACCUCAUCUACGCGGCCGCGGACUUCAUCGUCGUCCCGUCGAUGUUUGAGCCGUGCGGGCUGACGCAGCUCACGGCCAUGCGGUACGGCACGGUGCCGAUCGUGCGGCACACGGGCGGCCUGCGCGACACGAUCUUCGACGUGGACUGCGACAAGGCGCGCGCGGCCUGGGAGAUGGAGGGCUCCUCGGACUGGGAGCGCGACGGCCUGGACUGCACCAACGGCUUCGCGUUCGACGGGACGGACCCGGGGGCGCUCGACUACGCGAUGAACCGGGCGCUCGACGCGUACUACAACGACCAGGAGUGGCUCCGCUCGCUGCAGAAGCGCGUCAUGGAGCAGGACUGGUCCUGGAACCGCCCAGCGCUCGACUACAUCGAGCUGUACUACUCCCUGCGCAAGUAG